This is a messenger RNA of Acanthosepion pharaonis, 1077 nucleotides long. Lineage: Eukaryota; Metazoa; Mollusca; Cephalopoda; Sepiida; Sepiidae. The record is from the annotation of a GenBank genome assembly.
AUGUCUGAUUGCUUUCUAUCUUUCAUCCUCUUUCAUCUUUCUUUCUUUCUUUCUUUUUCAUCCUCUUCGUUCUUUCAACAUUUUCCUUUUACUUUCUUUUUUCUUUCUUUUUCAACAUUGUCUUCUUUCUUUCUUCUUUUUUCAUUCUCUUCUUUCAGCAUUUUCUUUUCACGUUCUUUUUCGUUGUUUCAACAUUGUCUUCUUUCUUUCUUUCUUUCUUUCUUUCUUAUAAUUCUUUCUUUCAACAUUGUCUUCUUUCUUUCUUCUUUUUUCAUUCUCUUCUUUCAGCAUUUUCUUUUCACUCUUCGUUCUGUCUUUCUUUUUUUCUUUGUUUCUUUCUUUUUUCCUUCAAAAUUUUCUUUGCAAUUUUUUCCUUCUUUUUUCUUUCUUUCUUUCUUUCUUUCUUUCUUUCCUUCCUUCUUUCUGUCUUUCUUUCAACUUUUUCUUUCUUUCCUUCUCUUCCUUGAUGCUCUUCAUUCUUCCUACAUUUUCUUUUCACUUUCUUUUUCUUUCUAUCAUUUAACACUCUUUUCGUUCGUUCGUCCUUUCUUUCUUUCCUUCAACAGUCUUCUUUCUUUCUUUUUUUCUUUCUUUCUUUCUUUUAUCACCCUCCUCUUUCUUUCAACAUUUUCUUUUCACUUUCUUUUUCGAUCUUCUUCGUUCGUUCUUUCUUUCUUUCGUUCUUCAUCCUCUUCUUUCUUUCAACAUAUUCUUUUCCAUUUCUUUUCCUUUCCUUCUUUCAACGUUGUCUUCGUUCUUUCUUACUUUCUUUCUUCUUCCUUUCAAUCUUUUCUUUUAAUUUUCUUUUUCUUUCUUUUAAUCAUUGUCUUAGUUUUUUCUUAUCUUCUUCCUUAUCCUCUUCUUUCGUUCAAAUUUUUUUCACUUUUCUUUCUUUCAACAUUCUCUUUGCAUUUUCUUUCUUUCUUUCUUUCUUUCUUUCUUUCUUCAACAUUGUCUUUGUUCUUUCUUUCUGCGUUAUCUUCUUUUUCUCUACACUUUCGUCUGCCGUGUUUUUUUUUUCCUUUCUUUUUACUAAUAUUUUUCAUACUUUCCGUCUUUCUUCAUAAUCUUUUUUAA